UUUUGGACUUCCAGAGGAAUCGGAAAUCGGAAAUCGAAAAUCGGAAUCCGAAUUCGGAAAAAGGCUUUUUGGCGGCUGCUCGUUUGAAACGGAAGAGAGAGGGUGAAUCCCUUCGGCCAGAGAAGCGUUCGAUCGUCAAGGAGAAGUCGCCCAGACAUGGGCGCACUGUAUAGACUGGCGGCAGGCCUGGGGCUGCUGCUGCUCAUUGCCGCGCACUGCCAGGCAGCGAGAAAGAAUCCCCUAAAGGAUCCCCGUAUCUGCGGAAGACCGCAGUGCGAGAUCGAGAAUCCCAAGUUCAGCUACGGCGAGAAGCUGUACAAGUACGAGUACACGGUGUCGCUGCGCACAGAGUUCGCCGGAUCGGGGGACAACAGCUCGGAUCUGGUGCUGAAGACCAAUCUGGACAUAUUCUUCCCGAAGCCCUGCGAGGGUUACUUGCGCAUCAACGAUGCCAAGCUCUACGACCGCCUGGAGGAUGUGGACAACGAACCUGAGAAGCCAAAGGAGCCGUCCUACGACUACUACGAUAGUCUGACCAGCGCCGAGAACGUGGAUGAGCAGCAGACGGGAGACUUUGACAACCUGCAUCCCCAGAGCGUAAGCUUGGCCAUUGAUCUCAGCAAGAACCUGCUGCGCUUCGCCUUCCACGACGGCCUCAUCGGCGAGGUGUGCCCCCAGGAGCAGGAGACCCCCUGGGUCCUCAACAUCAAGAAGGGCAUUCUCUCAGCCUUCCAGAACACGAUGAUGCGCUUCGAUGUGGACUUCAACACCACAGAGACGGACGUCUCCGGCGAAUGCCAGGUGCAGUACGCCCUCGAGGCCACGGACAAUGUCUAUGUGACGAUACGCAAGACCAAGGACAUUGCCAGCUGCAGGCAACGCUAUGCCACGCACUCGGUGCUCCAGACGACGCCCUACACCUUCCGCGACGACAAGACCAUUUGGCCCAUCCUCAACUCCCAGAGUUAUUGCAAUUUGACGGUGGACCAGAGAAUGUACCGCGAGAUUAGCUGCGUAGAGACGCAUCUGUUGGUGCCCUUCUCCAACGCCAGCUCGGGGGCCUUGACCACCAGCCGGAGCCGACUGCUGCUGAAGGAGGAGGAGAACUACAGCGCCGGGGAGUUCCUGGAGCAGAAUCCCGAGCUCGUGGAUCGUCGUGCCACUCUGGUGUUUGAUCACACGCCUGCGGUGAAGCCCAGUCAUGACGAAAUCAAGGCCGCCCGUGAGCAGCUGGUGGAGAUGUGCGCCUUGGGCUUCCCCAACAUUCAGCGCGAGUUCAUUGACAUCUUCUCGAGCUUCCUGCACACCUGCAAGAGCCUCGACUACAAGACGCUCUCCGUUCUGCUGCAGCGCUCGGCCGGCACCUGCGACCAAGGAAGAAACCACGUUUUGGAAUCCCUCCCGUACAUCGGCAGCACCGCCUCCUAUCAGGUGAUGCGCGACCAGAUUGUGGGCGAGAAGCUGCCCAAGCAGAUGGCCCACAGCUGGAUGACAUCGCUGUCGUUCAUAACACGCCCCGACGAGCAGACGCUCGAGACUUUCUACACGAUUCUUGAGUACGCGAAGCACCGACUGGACCCGGAGUACACUCUGGGCGCCACUGCGGUGGUGCACAGCUACUGCAAGCACCACGAGGCCUGCGAGGAGAGCCUGCGUGUGCAGCAGAUCAUCAACCUCCUCGAGACGGAGUUCCUCAGCAGAUUCCAAAUGUACAAGGGCGAGCGGAAGCAUCGCGAGCGCCUGGUGGUGCUGCUCAAGGGCCUUGGGAACAUUGGCGUCAUCUCUGCGGCCUUCGCGGAGCAGGUCCAGGAGAUCAUCCGGGACGAUGCGGUGCCCGUGGACCUUCGGCUGCAGGGGAUACUCGCCUUCAGGCGCGUCGACUGCUUGAAGUAUCGGGGAUACUUCCUCGAUCGCUACGCGAAUUACACGCUCAAUUCGGAGCUGAGGAUCUACAGCUACCUGCAGGCCAUGCGCUGUCCGGACUACAUCUCCGUGGGCAGCAUCAAGGCGAUCCUCGAUCACGAGCAGAUCAACCAGGUGGGCUCCUUCGUGUGGUCCCAUCUCACGAACCUCGCCAAAUCGAAUUCCCCCGUGAGGAUUGAGGCCCAGGGUCUGCUGCUGAACGACGAGCUCUCGGAGAGAUUCAAGCUGGACAUCCGCAAGUUCUCGCGCAACUACGAGCACAGUCUCUUCUUCGACGAGUACAACUUCGGGACCACCACCGAUGCCAACCUGAUCUUCGGCACCGACUCCUACCUGCCGCGCAUCGCCAGCGUCAACUUCACGGCGGAUCUUUUCGGGCAGUCCGUGAACUUCUUCGAGUUCAGUGCGCGGGCGGAGGGCUUGGAGGAGCUGGUGGCGGGCGCAUUCGGACCGAAGGGUCCCUUCAACGGGGAGCUGCUGCGCAAGAAGCUCUCCUUCCUGAACCGCUGGCUGGGCAACGAGAGCGCCGAGGAGGAGGACACCAUCGAGAAUCUGUUGAGUCUGGACAGCCUCCGCCUCAAGCGGAAGGCCCAGCUGGCAGCAGCCGCAGCAGGAGGCGCGGGAACGGAGGAGGAAGAUGAGGACUACGACUACGAGGAGGCGCUGAGCGGAUCCAAAAGGCAGAAGCGCGAUGCGGGAGCUGCCGCAUCCGCAUCCGCCAGGAAAGACUCGAUCGAUCGGAACGUGGAUAAACUCGGCUACAAACUGAAGUACGACUACAGCAACCCGCGGGCGCAGUUCGGCCUCCGGGUCUUUGGCAACGAUCUGCGCUACUACAACGUCGAGUCCAUGAUGGAGGUGAUGGCCCUGGCCGCGCAGUUCAAUCCGUUCGAGCAGGCCAACCGCGUGCUCUCCGGCAAGGAGUUCACCUACACAAAGUCGCGGGUCUUCCUCGACGCCUCCUACACGGUGCCCCUGGCAGUGGGUCUCCCCUUGGCCAUCCACGCGUUUGGCGCCUCCUCCGUGGACCUGCGCGUCUCUGGGAGCUUGGAUCAGAUGGAGCCCCCCACCGACUGGCACUUUGAUGUCCAGGGCAGGUUCAAGCCCUCCGUUUCGGUGGAUAUCAUCUCCACGAUGCAGACGGACAUGUUCUGGGGGGAGUCGGGGAUCAAGGUGAAGAGCAACCUGUACUCCAACUCGGAGCUGGAGGCCAGCCUCAAGGUGCGGGGCCGCAACCUCGUGUCCUUCUCCUUCAACCUGCCGCAGGACAAGAACGAGAUCUUCAGCGUCCGCUCGGAGCUGCUGGUGAUGAAGCGCGACCAGGAGCUGCCCCAGGCGGGCAUCCCCAAGCGCAGCUCCAACUCCACCUGCACCUGGCCGGUGCUCGAUAGCGCGCUGGGUCUGCAGAUGUGCUCCCACUACAGUGUCGCGGAUCUGAGCAACGCCACGAGCGCGUAUCCCAGUCUCCUGCUCGCGGGCCCUCUGAAUCUCAGCCUGAUCCUCAAGAAGUCCGAUCUGAGCUCCAAGAAGUACGUCUUCGAGUACAGGUGGGACCAGCAGGAGAUCGACAACUUCUCGCUGGUCUUCACGACCCCCGGAUCGAAGGUGCCGCGCGUUCUCGUGGCGAAUGUGACGAGUGUGCCGCACGCCUUCAAUGCCUCGGUGGCGUUUGUCAACGGCAGGAACCGCGUGUCCGCUGGCUGCAGCUACGACGGGGACCCCGACUACCGACGACUAGAUCUGUACUUGGACACCAAUGGGAAUCGUUCGCUGGACCUGGGAAUGGAGCUGCGCCGCCAGCAGGACUUUACCGCAUGGAUCUACAAGCCACGGAUGCUGCUGGCCAUCAAUGGGGUGAACAUCACGGGACUGGUGGGAUCCAUCAAGAUCAACGAGAAGAACGGCAUCCGGCAGCACGACGUGGACCUCUCUUUCGAGACGAAGAAACUCCAAGCCGUCGUUCGGGGAAACAUUGUCCAGAGCGAGGUGACAACCUCCACGAACAUGACCAUCAAAUACAGGUUCCAGGCAAACACCAUCGAAACAAUCAACUUUGCGGGUCGUCUGAUGAACAACGGGGACAGGGCCAAGACCGAGUAUCGGGGCAACAUGAAGCUGCGCACCUCCGCCUAUCCGAAGCUCAAUUUCGCCUCGAAUGCCACUUGGCUGAGCCUGCAGGGGCACACUGAGGGCAUGAUCACGUACAACAAUGCUCCGGACUAUGUGAAUCCGAAUUACACGAGCCUCCUGCGGCUGAUCUUUGCCCGCUCCCAGUCGGAGGAUCUUCUCUGGGAGGGGUCGCGCACACGAGCCAGCGUCGAACUGAAGCUCCCUCGAUCGAAGAUCGAUUAUAGGAUUAUGGUCAAACACGAGGAACGCAGCAAAAAUGGCACGGAACAUAACGUAAUCGUAGGACUCAAGUACGCUCCGGAGAAGGAGGUCACUGGGCUCUUCUCCGUCCAUCUUCCAAGGAGAAACCUCUUCGCCAUCGAUGCCUACAUGAAUGUGACGGUGCCCGAGUUCAACUCGUGCACAGCCAGCCUCAAAGUCAACGAAAAAGCCCCCAAGGAGUACAUGAUCUUCAUCAAUGGCUCAUGGUUCACGGGACACUCCAUUGCCCUCAAGGGCAACUACAAGGAUCGCAGCUCGCGGGUCCAGGCCCUGCACCAUCUCAAGCUGAUUGUCGAGAGUCCCUCGUUCGAGGCGACCUCCCUGAACAUCGUCUACCGGCGGAACCAGCUGCUGAUCUUCUACGACCUGCAGGCGAAGUACGGCAAGGAUCCCUACGGGCUGACAGUGCAGUACGCCGCGAAUGCGCACAACCGCAACUCGAAUGCCGAGGUGCGCUUCAAAAUCAAGGAGCGGGACUACUGGAUCAACGCGAAGCUGCUGUCCGAGCAGCCGAAACUCCUGCAACUGGAGCUGCACAUCGACAAGAUCCGCGAUAUUCACAUCAAAGUGGGUCUCCUGAAUGUGGAGAAGCGCAAGGAACUCUCUCUGGAGCUCAAGUGGGAUGCUAAUCGGGAUCCCAGCCAGCGGCUGGGCCUCCUUGUGGAGUACAACAAUCCGGGGACCAAGCACUACGAUGGCAACAUGAUGGUCACCUAUCCUGAGCGCACCAUCAACUGCGGCUUCAACACCUUCACGGGGGGCCCCAAAUACUACGGGAAGGCGCAUGCCUCGUGGUCGAUCACCGAAGUGAUCGAAUUCGAGUACGAUGCGGGCAUCCUGCCGGGACAGACGCUCCACAAUUGGCUGCAUGCGGAGCUGAGGACACCAUUCGAGGGCUGGCGCACCAAUAGCUUGCGGGCGGGCGUCUACAACCUCCAGAACCUGAUCCUCGUGAACUCCACGCUCUUCUGGGCCGACGAUCAGAAGUUGGAGCUGGGCUACAAGAGCGACUACGAGAUCAGCGAGCAGCUCGUGUCCUUCGACGUUCGCUUCGGCAUCAACAGCACCAUCAAGGACAUACCCACGCUCAACGUGAAGGUCAUCCACUGGCAGGACCCGCACAAGGUGGACACCGAUCUGUACCUGCGCUACAGCCAGAACGAGACGUUCAGCACCUACGGCAUGAACUCCAACUGGGAGAUAUCUCGGACACAGCGCCACCACAACGUCUCGGGGAGGGUCCAUCUCGUGAGUCCCUUCGUGGGCUACCAGAAGGGCGGUCUCGUGGCCAAGUUCUCGCUCAACGACCAGCGCGUGGUGAGCGGCGCAGCGUCCCUGAACUUUGACGUCCGAGAGUUUACCCUCACGAUGGAUGGCUACGUGAAGAAGUUCACGGACAACAUGCUGACCAUCAACAUAACGACGCCCCUGGAGAAAUUCCGCACCAUCAACGGGCGGUUCGGAUUGAACGAAAAGAAACGCCACGCCGUGGCCGAGGUUCGUGCCCCCACAGCGGCCUUGGGAGUGGAGGCCUUGGCGGACAUCAAGAGUCUGCUCACCUUCGAUGUGAAGCUGAGCGUCGCCACGCCCAUCGAGAGCUUCCAGCAAGCGGCCGUUGUGGCGCAGAUGAAUCCCGAGCGCGUGGACAUGCGGGGCUUGUGGAAUAACGCGACGCUCGGCUUCACGGGCGUCUGGCACAUGAACAACCUGACGGACUUUGAGUACUCGUACCUGGUGUUCACACCCCUGGCGGGCUUUGAGGAGAACGGCUUCAUUGCCCAGCUCCUGAAGCGCGAGACUUUCGUCUUCCAGCUGCACGGAAAACUCUCCAGCUACCGACUGGGCGUGAAGAUCCGGGGAGAGCCCAAGUCGGAGCUGAUCAACCAGCUGGGCAGCCACAAGAUGCAGCUGGAGAUGCUCUACGACGAGGAUUUCCAGCCGCUGAACGCGGACAUGGACUACAAACCGGACGCGGAUGAGGAGUACUUCUCGUAUUUCACGUCCUUUGAGGUGGACUCCCUGGCCUGGCCCACCGUUGUGGGCACUGUGGACAUACAGGAGAUCAUUGACUUUUAUCUGAUUGUGGGGCACGUGCAGCUGCCGCAAGGGCGCCUGGAGUUCAAGGAUCGCCUUCACUAUCCGGACUACCUGAAUGUCCACAAUCUGCUCACCGUACAGACGCCCUUUGCCGCCGCCAGGGAUGUCAAGUCCAUUGUGGAGUACCACAUCGACCUGAACUUCAAUUCCUUCUACGAACGCAUAAAAUUCAGAGUAAACGAUGUCCAGAACCACAUCCAGGAACUGGGAUUCGAGGUGAACUACACAAAGGUGCAGGACAACGUGAAGCCCAAGGCCCACCAUGUCCAGCUGAAGCUGACGACGCCCUACGAGCUGCUCCAGGAGAUCGACAUACGCGGACGCCUGGAAGUGGACGACAAUGCGUACAAGGGGAACAUCACUUCGGUCACAGCGCACACACAUCUGUCUCUGGCGGCCUCUGUGGAGAACGAGGACAGCUUCCUGGAGACUGCUGUGGGAAUACUCCUCGAGACAGACGUCAUUCCGUACUACGCCUGCCAAGCGUACUUCAAGAAGGACUUCUCGGCCGUGGACAACUCGAUCGACAUUCGCUUUGAGGUCACCGACAACGGCACCAUCAAUAAGCUGCACAUCGAGACGGACUGGCACACGGAUCCGCAGUACUUUGUGAACGCCAAUGGCAGGAUCCGCACCACAAUGCUGCCCCUGCAGCAGGCCUCCACCUCGGUGCUGGCCACCAAGGGGGCCAGUCCGCAGCUCAGCUUCGACCUGCAGUUCCAGAGCAGGGACGGCCAGAGCGUGGCCUACGGGACGCGGGCCAACAAGAAGAAGGAUGUCUUCAACAUCGAGGUGUGGACACCGCUGAAGAACUACCGCAACAUCUCGAUGCACGGGACGUUUGUGAGGAGCCCGCGUGAUGCCCAGCGAUACGACGUCUCAGGAUUUCUGUACAGGAACAUGGCCACCUAUGGCAUCACUGGAGCCGUGCGCAUGGGCGACGGCCUGCCCAUCGAUGCCACGCUGCGCGUGCAGCCCAAGGCGGGGGGCAGGGACGGGGUCAUAGAGGUGAACAUCAACGAGGCGGGGCCCAAGAAGAUCCGCUUCUCGUUCAGCGCCAUCGAGGACGGCAAGAUGUGCCAGAUAUCGGGCGGGUACAGCGUCAGCGACGACGGCAUGGACUUCUCGGUGCUGGUGGAGAGCACGGAGCCGGAGAUAGCGCGCAUCAACUUCUACGGGACCCUGAAGCCCUCCACCGAGCGGGGGGCUAUGGUGGCGGACGUGAAUCUGGAGACGCCGUGGAAGCAGCUGGGCAUCGAGUCGGUGCACCUGCACUCGGACGUGGGCGUCCACUCGGACAGGGGGAAGAUCGUGGGCGAGUACCAGAUCGGGCCGUACAUCGGCCGCGGCAGCUGCCUGUGGUCGUGGGUCCUCGCGGAGAACCUGCAGCUGGUGCUCGAAAGCUACUUGGAGCGGCCGAGUGCCCAGCCCCGGAAGGUGCACGCCAGCGCCAGGUACCUGAAUCCCGGCAAGACGUUCCAGCAGCUGCAGACGGGGGGCCGCCUGAGCGUCGACUCCAAGUGGAACCUCGACGUGAACGGCAGCCUGCGCUACGCCUCCGUCGACGACUUUGAGUUCGGAAUUCUCACGCAGCUGCCCCUCCCAGUGGGGGAUCGGCAUCAGAUCAGCGCCUGCUACAGGGGGAACGUCAUUAGCCAGCAGUUUAUCGAUCCCCAUCUGUUCCUGGAGGUCUCCUACGAGGCAGUAGAGGCCCAGAAGCAGCUUCUCUCUCGCCUCUCCUACCGCAACGAGACGAGCAACCUGCAGGGCCUGGCCCACGUGGAGUGGGGAGCGGUGAAGAGCCCCUCUGUGGUGGAGGGAGACUUCCAGCUGCUGCAAAAGCAGGGCGUCCGGCGGGAGUUCUACGCGAAGGUCAUCACGCCCAAGUUCAAGGAGGAGCACACGGUCGCCUUGACCGGACACUACGACCAGAAGGACAGGGAGUACCACAAUCUGGUGUGUGCCCUGGACUAUCCCGCGAGUCGCCGCAUCAGUGACCUGGACGUGUCCUUUAGUUCCCUCACAAAUAUGCACGGAACCCUCAACAGCACGACGCCCUUCCUGAAUGUCACUUGGUUCAAGACGGACUUUGAAUUCACGACCAAAAGUGGUAAAAGCUAUCGCUAUUGCCGCUGCUUCUGGCCACAGGACAGCGCCUACUUCAAGCUGCAGAGCACCUACAACAGCUCGGCGGACAACAGCAACCACAAUCUCAAUGGCAACGUGGAGCUGGAGGUGCCCCUGACUACGCGCCAUCGAGCGGACAUUGCCUACGGCCUGCAGAAGCGUCAAAACACCGAUUCGGGCAACGUAAAGGUCGUCUACAACGAUCAGCAGGUGCUCGACGGCAAGUACAAGCGGAACGAGCAGAAGAAGAGCCCCCUCUACAAGGAGACCACAGACAUCACCCUGGAGAACGAUGUGAAGCCCCUGGGCAUCCACUACGUCAACACGCGGGACACCAGCGACCCCCUGGGGGUGCGCGACAUCAAGCACAUCGAAGUCUAUGAACUGCGGAACGCCAAGAACUUCAAUCUCACGGGAGAGCUGCACACGCGCAUCAUGAUCAACGGACAGGACUUCAAGGUGGUGGCCAUUCAUCCGAAUCGAGCGGUGGUUCUGUACACAAAAUACGAGGAAGUCAGCCCCGAGGUCGUCAGGCAACGCACGAAGCUGGAGCUGUCGGAGACGGCGUGGAUCGGCUACAAUCUGGAGCUGGGCAACUUCACGACGGUCGGCAACGAAUCCCAGAGCUUCGCCUUGGACAUCUUCUACCCGAAGAGGAACCUCACGACCGCCGGCCAGUACUACAUCACGGACAACCACUUCAACUCGGAUCUGUCGUUGCAGUGGGGCGGCGGGGAUAUCUACCAGCAGCCCAAGACGAUUCGCAGCAAUCUCCAUUGGACGGCAGAGCCGCUGCAUCGCGGCGAUCGCGACCAUCGUACGUUCGGGCUGUCCGUGGCUCAUCCCUACCUCGAGAAGGACAUCAACUGCCGGGCCACAUACUACCGCGGAGCGCAGGAUCUGCUGCGCACUCACCUCACCAUCGACUACUCGGAGCAGCCCGAACAGCUGAUCGUUCUGGGAGCCCAGCUGCGCGAUCUCUACAGCCAGCUGGGGCACACGAACUACACGUUCAAGAUCUACGGCAAGCACCAGGCCUCGGAGUUGGACGUGCAACUGAACGGCACUCUGGCGGCACGCACUUCCUACUACAAAACGGAGUCCACGGCCCACUACAAGCGCGACAUCUUCCCCGCGAGAUACGGCAAGUUCUUGGCCCUCCUGGAUCUGAACAAGCGGGAGCUGGAGUACGAGCGCCAGUCGCCGUUCCAUGCCGUGCGCCUGCAUCUGCUGCCGACGUGGCAGUAUCCCGUUUACGGACUGAAUGCCACCAUUUGGGACACGCCGGACACAAACCACACGGGCUAUGUGUUCGUGGAUCUGGCGGAGCGGUACGCCCGCAUGGACUUCAACCUCACGGAGGAUGCCAGCCAGAACCUGCAGAUGGUAGGCUACAUUCCAGACUCGCGCAGCGGCUACCUGGACAUCUGGCGGAACUACGACGAGAUCAGGGUGAUCGACGUCAGCUCCUACCUGAAGAUGAACCACUCGCGCCUCAUCACGGGCCGCUUCCACUGGCGUCCCAGCAUCCGCGGGGAGCUGCGGGAGAAGAUCAAUUCCGUGGGCAACUCCGUCUACAGCUCCUUCUCGGAGGGGAUUGAUUUCUGGAUCAAGUCCAUCUACACGGAGACAGUGGAGUCGGUGGGCGUGGUGUGGGCCACGGCCCGGGAGUACAACAAGGAGUUCAUCGAGGACAUUGGCCAGUUGAGCGUCCUGGAGGAGGAUCUGAACGAUCUGAGGCUGUUCAUGAACAAGUCGUACGAGGCCAACGACUUCUACAUCAAGCACGUGGUGAACUUCACGCUGACGAUCCUCGACGAGCUGGCCAUCAGGGACCACAUCGAGUCGCUGCCGAAGAUCUUCACGGAGCUGUGGCAGGCGAUGGGCGAUUCCGGCAAGGCGCUGCGCAACAGCAUCGUGUGGCUGAUCGAGACGAUCAAGGCGACGUACAACAAUCUAUUGGAGGCCGUCAGCAGGUUCUUCCACGGCGAGAGCCUCGCCUACGUGUCCACGCUGAUGGAGAAGGGCAUCGAGAAGUACGACAAGUUCGUGAAGGAGCUGCACAUCAAGUUCAUCAAGUACAUCGAGAACCUGUGGCACAAGACCUGGACCCUCGCGGAGAACCACUGGAAGAACGUCCUGAAGCGCUUCGAGCCGCACAUGUUCAAGAUGAUCAGCUUCAUCGAAACGACAGCCUGGGACCUCAGCAAGGAGGUCUUCGACUUCAUCUACAAGCGAACGAACGAGCUGGCGGAGUCCCCGUACUUCAACAAGGUGUCCAGCUUCACGGCGGAUGCGGAGCGCCUCUACAGGGACUUCAAGGCCAACGACGCCAUCACCAAUAUCAAAAAGUACUCGACUCUCGCGUGGAAUUUCGUCAAGGAGAAGUACUUUAAGCUCGUGCCCUUUGGGGCGGAGCUGAACGAGGUGCUGACCGAGAUCUGGCAGGAGCUCAAGGAGCUGGAGAAGAUCGAGCAGGUGCAGAUCGUGGUGCAAAAGUACAACGAGAUUGUGGCCAAGAUCGAUUGGGUGGCCGAUGAGCUGCAGUUCGAGCAUCGCCUCCACCAGGUGUACGGUCUCCUGCGGAACAAAUUCAGGAACUACGCGAUGAAUGCCUUGGAGACGGCGGACAUGUAUCGCGAGGCCAAGACCAAGUUCGUGUUCGACCCCGAGGUGGGCAUCAUCGAUCUGGAGCAGAAGCUGCCCAUGUCGUGGCACGCCUUCAACGAGACGCCCAAGUUCGAGGAGAUACCCGAGUACCAGAUGCUCUCCAAGGUCCAGAGCUUCUUCUCCGAAACGAACUCCUCGAUUGUCAUGAAGCUCUACAACAUGCGGGCGCAUUUGGAUCCCAAGACCUGGCUUCCACCCUACUAUUCUCGCGCCUUGCUCAUCGAUUCGAGGCACUACAUGACCUUCGACCAGCGCUAUGUGGGCCUCAAUCUGGACUUUGAUGGAAGCGCGAACCCGCAGUGCAGCUAUCUGCUGGCCCACGACUUCUUCAAGCGGAAUUUCACCCUGCUGCUGGAGCCAUCGUCCCAAUCCCAAGGACUCACGCGAAAGCUGAGCUUCAUCGCCAAUGGACAGUUGAUUGAAAUCGAUCUGGGAACGGAUCACAUAAGUGUCAAUGGCAAUCCGCAACCCAUUCUCCCUCUUAAAUUGGGCGCCGUGAACAUCUAUCGGGAGCUGGAUGUCCUCUCCAUCACCUCGGACACGCAGUUCAGCCUCCACUGCAACGUGCAGUUCGAUCUCUGCUGGUUCGAGGUCAGCGGCUGGUACUUUGCCAAGACCGCCGGCCUUCUAGGGACGCUGAACAACGAGCCCUACGACGAGUACACCAUGUCCAAUGGUGUGAUUGCCAACGAGACCCAGGCGCAGGCAUUCACCGACUCCUGGAGCGUGCAGCAGUGCCGCCAGACACAGGCGUCCAUCCGACCGGCCAUCACCAAGGAAGUGAGCGAGACGUGCAGCAGCUUCUUCCGCACGGGCAUCCUGUCCACCUGCAGCGCUGUCCUCGAUCCUACGCCCUUCUACGAGAUGUGCCUGGAUCUGGGCAUGAAAUCGGCGCCCAUUCGCACCGGACAUCCGGCUGUGAAGGGAGCCUGUGCCGCGGCCCUGGCGUACAUAGAGGCCUGCACGGCCCUGAAGGUGCCCAUGCGAGUGCCCUCGCAGUGUGUCUUCUGCCAAUUGGCGAAUGGCUCGUAUGUGCCCGAGGGCACCUUCAUGGAGCUGACAGGCGCGGACAUCCCGCACAGCAGCGAUGUGGUGUUCAUUGUUGAGGCCAAGGACUGCAAUGCCAAUCUGAAUGUGUCCAAGAACAUCAUGACUGUCGUCGGCAGCAUCGAGGAGCAGCUGCAGGUCGCCGGGCUGACCAACAAUCGGUAUUCUGUGGUCGCAUUUGGUGGAGCGGCGCCCUACGACCGGGCACGCAGCAUCAUUUACGAGCACAACGAGUUCACGUCGAGGCCGGAGCAACUAUCGGACUACUUUGGCCACAUCAACACCGGAAACGGGAGCAGCAGCGACAUCCUGAUGGCCAUUUCCACGGCAGCCAAAUUGAACUUCCGCCCAGGUGUUUCGAAGACAUUCAUCCUGCUCUCCUGCAGCCGGUGCGCCGCGAAGGACAUGCGCUUCGACUACACCUCCAUCCUGCAGUACAUGCUGGAGGAGGGCAUCAAUCUGCACAUCCUGGCCGACACGGAAUUCGACUUUGAGCGCAGCCGCAAGCUGCGCCACUUCUUCGGCAUGGACCGCGACCUCGUCUACUCGAAGCGCUUCCCCGAGGGCGACGGCGAGACCCGCAAGCAGGUGCACAUCCCCAAGAGCAACCUGGGCAUCUGCACGCCCCUGGCCCUCGAGACCGAGGGCUCGGUGUUCAGUGCCCGCAAGCUGCAGCCGGAGCGCAAGUAUCCCAUCAAGCGGUUCGCCACCAUCUUCGCGAAACGUGUGGCUCUCAGUGCCAGGCCCAUCCAGGCGCAGACCUGCGAGUGCUCUGCCCACAACACAGGCGUCUCCUACGUGGCCUGCUCCCCCAGAGCCCUGCCCGAGGAGAAGGGCAGGCUGGAUGAUUAUGAUGACUUCAACGACUGGGAAUGGGACGACGAGCUGGACGCAGAGGCCCCCUAGAGGAAGCCCUAGAGGAAGUUCUCCUAGUUCUUAGCCAUCCACAAUUUAGUUAGAGAGUUUUGCCCAGUUAUGGCACUUUUCCAUGGCAUAACGGGCGGACAUUUUUUGUAAAAAUAAAUCAUACUUGAAAGCCA
Drosophila persimilis is the source of this 13295-nucleotide messenger RNA. RefSeq lists its product as uncharacterized. Bases 157 to 13161 code for a protein of 4334 amino acids. Gene Ontology annotation, biological process: lipid transport. Lineage: Eukaryota; Metazoa; Arthropoda; Insecta; Diptera; Drosophilidae. The transcript is spliced from 17 exons. The record is from RefSeq and is a predicted model, not a curated record. Gene Ontology annotation, molecular function: lipid carrier activity.